This is a messenger RNA of Amborella trichopoda, 4292 nucleotides long. NCBI's taxonomy places the organism in Eukaryota, Viridiplantae, Streptophyta, Magnoliopsida, Amborellales, Amborellaceae. The record is from RefSeq and is a predicted model, not a curated record.
CUUUAUACCUCUGGACCGCAGAAUGUAGAAAUGCAUUCCAGCCCGCAUGAAACAAUUUUCCUUAACUUAUAAUCCAGUAUAGAAGAUACUUUAAGAAAACCUUAAAUAUGGCAGUCCCAGUCUUUAAAAAAGGGAACUUCUUUUAAAAAUCUUUAAAAAGAACUAUCAAAGCUCAUUUGAAGUUAGUAUAUAUUGGUCAGCCAUGGUAAAAGGAGUAUUUUUAACAUGUAAAAAGGGUUUAGCCUGUCAAAACUAUACAAUGUCAGGCAUGCACCUCAAUCUGCUUUAUACGAUCAUUUCUCGCAGCCAUUCUCUAGUUUUGGUCUAGAUUCUAUUACAAAAAUUUGCCUAGUGAGUUCUGAAAAUUACCUAGUGACUUCUGAUGGACAUUUGUAUGGUCCAGUUGUAAAUGGCUUCACAAAUGCAAUACGAGCUGUAUGACCAUUUCUAGUUUAGAAUCACCACAUACUCCAGGAAGUAGAACUAAAUUAUGUUGUUUAAAAAGAUAGAAUUUGUAAUUUCUUUCUAUCAAACUUCAUUCUCUAUGGCGAGCAUUUGAUUAUUUUGUCAAUGAAAGAUAAUCGAUCUAUUCUAGCUUUUGCAUCUCCCCUUUUUUUUUAUCCUUGUAUUUCUUUUGUUUUGCUUGAGCCCAUGAUGCUAGAGUUGCUGCAUCUUCUAUUUCUUGAUAUUCUUCUUCAAGUAGUUCCCAAAAGUCUUGUUAAAUGAAGUGUGUCUUCACUUGGAGAGGCCAAUGAUCAUAGUUUUUUCUCCAUUAAAAAUGGGCACGUUUGAAAAAAAUUGGUAGAAUUGCUGGAAUUUGUUACAACACUGUGAAGUAUGUAAAUAUGAUGAAGGGAAAUAAAAAAAUUGGAUAGAUUAGGAUGUUUUAAUAACAAAUUUGUUGGAGCAAUGAAAAUAUGGAGUGGCAUUUUCUAUUUUGAUGUGGUUAUGCCGAAGUCGGAAGAGAGAAAUUAAAGAGAUGAAAUUUUAUUGAUUAUGUGUUGCAAGUUUUUUAUUACUUUAUUGAUAACUUGAAAGUGUUGCAAGUUUUUUAUUACUUGGGCUCUAAGGCUAUACAUCCUAUUUACACCUCCUUACAUCCUAUUUAGACCUCCUUGGAUUUCUCUAGAAUAUUCUUCUUUGGAUUACAAAAAGGCACAUUUCUAGAGACUAAUGUGACUUGUAUAUGAUUCUAGAAGAUGAGAGAGAAUGAAUCUAAUGGCACACUUCUCUGCAUAACUAUAGAGAAAUAUAACAAUAUUUCUAGAGAAUUCUAGAGAAAGGAGGAGAUGGGUAGAGAGAGAAAAUUACAAAUUAUAUAUAGUUUUUAACAGUUUCUACCCUUAUCAAUCUUGGCCCAUUCUUUGUGUCAUGAAAAUCACAACAGGAAGUGGAAUGGAAUUUAAGAAAUCUUGUCAACAGCAAAAUCUUUUCUUUGCUCUCUUUUCUUCCUUUUUCUUUAGAUCAUGAAUAAGAAAAUUAAUAGAAAGCGAGGGGAACAAUAGAAAGUGAUAAAGUAAGGUGAAUGGAAAACAUUACUAUUCCAACCUUGGUAUCUUGAUCAUUUAACAUUUAUGUACUUUAUUUUAUAGGUUAAGCUCUAGAAAUAUUUUGGAAAUGUUUGGAGUACUCCUGGAGGGUAAAGUCAUGCACAAGGAAAACUAUUAGAUUGUGAAAUGUCAAAAAAUGCGUAAGUAAAAGAUUAACAUCACAUUCUGUAGAAACCUCAAUGUUGCUACAUUUGCACAAAUAGUUAAAUAGAAUGGACAAAUUGAAUUGCGAGUGCUAAUUGUAGAGAUAGUUUUAUGUAAAAUUGCUGCCAUAGAAGAGGGCACAGGGCAGCUGCUAUGAUUUAGCAAUUCCCAAAAUUUGUACCUAAGCAAAUUUUAUUGUCAGACUUAAUAUCAACAAGGAAGUGGAAUGUAUGGAAACAUAUGAUCGUCCUCUAUCCACAAAUUUAUCUAUUGCAAAUAAUAGAUCACGUGCAUUUUGAUGCACGAAUAGGAAUAGUUCCAAGGAUUUGGGCAGAGUCUUUAUUGUUUAAGGUUUUGACAAUUGCAACAGUACGUCUCAAGUUCAAAUCCUACUACUGAACCACCCAAAAAGAAGAUAAAGAAUUAGUUACAUGGGCUACUGCAACGACCCACCCUGCAUGACUGUCAUAGAUGUGCAAUAUUUGGUAGCCUUUUUCUUCCUUUACUUUACAAUUGCAGACACACAUUUUUUUCAUGUUUUUAAUUUCUUGGCAGGAGCCAUAAACCAAAGACAUGAGCUACUGCAAGGUUGAUUUGAAUUUAUUUUCCCAAACAUCAUGUAUCCAUUAUUUGCAUUAACUUAUCAUGGUUGUGGCUUCUCGUUCUUGAGAUGGAUUCAUGUGACAUUCCUCAAUCCCACUUAUCCCUCAUGGCACUCUAUUAAAUUGUGACUAAGACUGAUUAUGAUCAGUUUCUGAUAGCAGUCGUUAAUCAUCCGUCAUGGGCUCUGUAGACAGGAUAUAACCCAUUGAGCCAUGCUAGCAUUUGGUGUUGGAGAUAAUAUUCAGGAUGUUCUUUAGGUUCUUAUUGCAAAUCCCUUCUGUAUGACUUUAAGGUAGCAUCUGAGAUAAUAACUGUAGAACAAAAAAUAAUAAUAAAAAAAAGAAAUUUCAUUGUUUGUCUUGGUGUUCUUUUCUUUGUUCCUUUUGCAAUUGGUCUAUUCUUCAGUUGGCAACCUUGUUCCAAUUGAACCCAUCAUAGAGGACCAAGACCAUAGUCAGAUAUUGAGAUGCAUACUGUCUUUCAGGCUCUGAGUGAAGGCCUUGAAUUGGUUCUCAUGAUCCUUGAUGGAAGACUGAAAGGGGUCGGUUACUCUUCAAGCUUUCUCCGAGGUUGCUAGUAUCUAGAAUGGGAAGGAGGGGGAGAAGAAGAGAGUGGUAUGGGGAGGCUCUCUCUCCUCUGAUAGAGGGGCCGAGCCCGGAAACUUAUGGGCAAGGAGAGAGAAAGGAGAGUUCAUGGGAUGUAAUUCGAGUGUGGGUUAGGUCUCAAAUGGGGAAAGGUCUUCUUCUUAAUAGCCAUGGAGCCUACAAAAGCAAUUGGAAUAGCAGGAAAUUUACAGAUCUGAAGCUUCUCUUAGGUGUUUUGGGUUGCCCUCUAGCUCCUGUUGCUGUAACAAAUGAGCCUAUUCCCCACAUCUCGAUUAAGGACACCCCAAUUGAGACGUCCUCUGCCCACUACAUUAUACAACAGUACAUUGCGGCGACGGGCUGUUCAAAACUGCGGACAGGCAUAAAGAACAUGUACACAACAGGGUCGUUAACCAUGACCUGCUCCGAGACCGAGACGGGAGGUGGCAAGACGGGUAGAGUGAGAAACAACGGAGGAUCAAUAGAAAGGGGAUGCUUUGUGCUUUGGCAGAUGAAGAACAGCACCAACGACAUGUGGUCUGUGGAGCUCGCAGUUGGGGGAAUGAAGCUCCUGGCGGGGAGCAAUGGGAAGGUGGUGUGGAGGCACACACCUUGGCUUGGCACCCAUGCUGCUAAGGGGUCCCCUCGACCUCUUCGACGCGUCAUCCAGGGUCUAGACCCAAGAACAACAGCAAGCAUGUUUGCACAUGCACAAUGUAUGGGUGAAAAGAGGGCCGGCGAAGAGGACUGCUUCGUUCUAAAGGUUGCAGCCGAUCGUCGCACCGUGGUUGAGAGGAGUGAAGGGCCUGCAGAGGUGAUUAGGCACGCGCUUUACGCUUACUUUAGCCAAAGGAGUGGCCUUCUGAUACAGGUCGAGGAUUCACACUUGACACGAGUCCAAGCCACCCCCUCUGAUACUUUGUAUUGGGAAACCACAAUCUCUACGACGAUUGGGGAUUACAGAGAGGUUGAUGGCGUGCUGAUUGCCCAUUCAGGGAGAUCCACAGCCACGAUUUUUAGGUUCGGAGAUGACUCGAGUAGGCAGGGCCGGAGUAAGAUGGACGAGUGGUGGAGGAUAGAGGAUGUUGUGUUUAAUGUGCCCGGUGUUUGCGUCGACUCCUUCAUACCUCCCUCCGAUGUCGGUGCCGGUUUACCGCCAUCAUAGCCUGUGUGUGUGACAUUAGGAUGACCUGGACAUUGCGAUUUGUUCAAUGCCUUGUUUGUUUUGUUUAUUUAGAGUGGUGAGAUUGAUGAUUGAAGAGAUUUAUUUGUAAAUGGGAGUAGUGCUAAUGAAAAGAGUUUUUCUUGGAAAUGGCAAAAAGGCCAAUGUAUAUGACAGAAGCUAUGAUAGACACUCAUCUUUAUUACACUGAACUGCAAAAUUUAAGCAGGCUUUUGAGUUGGAGAGACA